Messenger RNA from Carcharodon carcharias (great white shark), 2645 nucleotides. RefSeq names its product ankyrin repeat and SOCS box-containing 12a (gene asb12a). Gene Ontology annotation, biological process: intracellular signal transduction. Gene Ontology annotation, cellular component: cytoplasm. Gene Ontology annotation, molecular function: protein binding. NCBI's taxonomy places the organism in Eukaryota, Metazoa, Chordata, Chondrichthyes, Lamniformes, Lamnidae. The record is from RefSeq and is a predicted model, not a curated record. The transcript has 2 exons. Bases 263 to 1213 code for a protein of 316 amino acids.
ACACAUUUGCUGUGGUAUUUGGAUAGGUCAGUAGACUGAAGAAGCUGUUUGAAUCUAUUUAAGAAUUUGGUUACAGAAGUACAUUUGGGAAGUCUUUCUUGUGCAUUACCAGAUCCGUGAAGGCAAUAGAAUAUUUUAGUGCCUAAUUUCUUUACUGUUCUCUUACAUAUCAACUACAUUUGCAGCCAGCAAAUUUUAAGGAGUGACCAGAAUGAAUUAUGUCCGGAUGUGUCUGAAACUAAGUGGAUGAUCUUUCAUUGACAUGGAACUGGAGAUUAUGCAGCCUGUCAAAAUGAGCCUGUUGGAUAUUACCAAGAUAUUUUCCAUGUUCCAGCCAAAAGAUGAAGAUGACAAUGGGGAAAGAAGUCAGUUGAACCAAGCAAUCUCUAAAGAUGAUGACAAACUGUUAGCUGAACUCCUAUCCCAGGAGAGGUACACUAGAUUUGUUAAUAGCCGGAGUGGGUGGGGUAUUCCAGGAACCCCCCUACGUUUAGCAGCUACUAGUGGUCAUCUGAAAUGUCUGGAGGUCCUCCUAGCUCAUGGUGCUGAGGUGGACAGUUUGGAUGUGAAGGCUCAAACCCCUUUGUUCACUGCUGUUAGUGGUAGGCAUUUAGAUUGUGUCCAGGCUUUGCUCAGGGCAGGAGCUAAUCCCAAUGGUAGUAAGUAUAACAACAGUUCACCUAUUUUGAUUGCUGCCAGAGAAGGGGAGGUGGAGAUUUUGAAGGAACUGUUGGAACAUGGGGCAGAAGUCAAUGUCCGCUCCAAGAUACCGGACUGGGCCUCCAAUCCCUGUGCUUGCAGUGGUCCUCUCUAUCUUUCUUUGGUGUAUGGACACUUUGACUGCUUUCGGCUUCUUCUCUUAUAUGGAGCCAACCCAGAUUUUAACUGCACCGAGGAGAGACUACUGGCAAGAAUUAAAACACCAAAGAGUGCUCUGGAGAUGUGUUUCAGAUAUGGUUGUGGGACUGAAUAUGUCCAGCUGCUCAUAGACUUUGGAGCGAACCUUUAUUUACCAGAUCUCUCUGUGGAUAAAAAUAUAAAGCAAAAUGAAGUGUUUAAACUUCUAACCAGAGCCAGAGCUCAACCAAGGUGCUUGAUGUCACUGUCUAGGAUAAUCAUUCGCAAAUACCUCAAACAAGGAAGUGGACUACAUUCCAUUGAUCAUCUGGACAUACCACCACUCCUAAAAAAUUAUGUGAAACACCAGAUCUGAGUUGACUGUUGAUUUUAACAUAUUUUGUGCCAUAUGGGGAUGAGAUAAAUUUGGCCAAAAGCCCAUCUUUAUCAUGUGUGAUUUUGUGAUUUUAAAAUGGUUCAAUCGCAUCUGCAACAGAGUUGGUCACAGGUACAGCAUUUUACUUCAACAGUUAUGAAACCAAUUGGAUUUUUGCAGGUUGUAAUUGUAUUGUGUCUUGCCUCAUGAAGCAAUUUUCAAGCUUCACCUCUCGAGUGCAUACGGGAAAUUUAGUUUUUUUUCUCACCUCUUGCUAGUAGAAUUUCUUAAUUUAACUUGAAGAUACUAUGCUAUUAUAUAAAUAAUUCCAUAAUUAAAAAAAAUAAUUCAUGGGGCAUGGGCAUCGUUGGUGAGGCCAGCAUUUCUUACCUGUCCCUAAUUCCUCUUGAACUGAAUGGUUUGCUAGGCUAUUUCAGAGGGAAAUGAAAGAGUCAAGCACAUUACUGUGGGUCUGGCAUCAUAUGUAGACCAGACCAGGCAAGGACGGCAGAUUUCCUUUCCUAAAGGACACAAGUGAACCAGAUGGGUUUAUACAACAAUCAAUGAUAGUUUCAUGGUCACCAAUACUGAGGUUAGUUUUCAAUUCCAGAUUUAGGAAUUGAAUUUAAAUGCCACCAUCUGCUGUGGUGAGAUGUGAGGCCAGGUGCCCAGACCACUAGCCUGGCCCUCUAGAUUACUAGCCCAGUGGCAUUACCACUAUGCCAUUGACUCUCCAAAGGGGACUUAAAAAGAUUUUGUUAAACAUGGUACUUUUAUAAUAUAGUAAAUCACAAAAUAUUUAGACAAUUUAUUAGAAAGAACACAUGCUGUAAAGUGAUGUUCUAUUUAUUAAAUAGAUAAGACUUGUAGUACAUUAACUGUUUCGUUAAUUAUUUAUUUGAUUACAUCUACAAUUGAAAAGCAGGCUCAAACUCAGUGCUGUCAUGUUUUCCUUUACUGUUAUAAUUUGUUUAAGUGCAAGUGUGUGGGCACUGGGUAAGGACAGAAUUUUGAUGCCCUCCACAUUGACGUGCCUGCUGACACUUAUAAGGGCCUCAUUUUAACUCUGUGUAAGUGAAUGGGUUUUCAGUGGUUAAAUUGGGGCCCUAAUGUCUAGGCUUACAGAUUAAGAGUGGUUACUUAUGUUAGGUACCACUGGUACCUGGUGAACCAGGAGGGAAGAAAACUGGAUGACAGCGGGGAAAAAAUAAAAAGAGGCAUCCAUUAAAAGAAAUAGAGUUCCUCUCCUGCCUUAAAAAUUUUUAUAGUUUGUGAAGUAUGAAAAAUAAAAAGUAUAAAAAACACUUAAGUUAUCACUUUUUUUGAAGUAUUACCAAGAAAUAUUAUGUUGUUCCCAUGUACUCCAUAAAAUACAGGAUACACUCCAGAUAUUAAAUGACUGUAUCUUAUGCAAAUAAAUGGACAUGAAGUA